UGAGGAAACGUAAACGAACAGAGUAAAGUUUGGUUGGGCCAGUGGUCCUGUAAAUAAUUUCGGUUCCUUUUUAUCUACAUCAUGGUUUUGUUAAUAUGUCACUUAAAUUGGUUGAUAUAUAAGUACGUAUUGCUGUAAUGUAUUCCCAGUUAGAACGGUUAAACUAGCUAGGUGGUUGGCUACAUUUAAUGCCGUAGAGCUUUCUAGUGCUGUCUUGCUAGCUAGCUAACGCGGCGUUAGCUUUUUUCGAGGUUGACAGUUCUGGCUUUGACAGCUAGUGAGCUAGCAUCUUGCCUAGCUAGUUAGGUAACGUUGUCCACGGCUAGCCACACUAGCGAGCUUUCAGCACAUUGGUUGAUACUCAAUUGAAAUGAACACGUGAAAAUUAUAAAUCCCUGGACUGAAAUAACAAAUUAUCGAUAUAAGAUACGCAGACACACAGGUACAGCUUGGGUUUAUGUGGGAGUGGUGUGGAACAUGCAAGCAGCCAGUUGAGAGAUCAUGAGGGAACUCCAGGCCAGGAUCCCGUGAGCGUACCCCUCAACUUGCUUUGCGUGACCUGCCUUCCCCACUGGAGUUUCUCAGCCUUGCUAUGCCCCAUCUCCAGCCAUGAGCUCUGCCCUGUGGAGCCAGGAGAAACCCAGCGGGGGCUUCAGGGAGGACUGGCGCUUCUACAUGGUAGUGAAGGAAUGUACAGUGGAGAAACCUGCCCAGAAGACCCUGAGGAUCCCCCGUGGCAGCCUGGGCCAGUCCUGCCAGGAGCGCAACAGCCUGGGCCGCACACUGCCCCCCAGCAAGGGCAAGAGGAGUCUGCGAAUCCUGGACCAGACCAAUGUGGUGCUGAGCCUAGACGAGAGGGACUUGCUGGAGCUGGAUGAGAAGCUAGUCGAGCUGCUAUUCCCCAUCACCAACUGUGAGGAGCGCUACGCUCUGCUCUGCAACAAGUCCCGCCUGGAGCGCGCCCGUGACAUCGACUGUGGGUCCAAGGUGCGUGUGCAGCUCCGCUCGGGGGAUGAGUCUCUGCCAGGGGUGGUCCGCUUCAAGGGCUCGCUCCUGCCCGACCGGGCACUCUCUGGAAUCUGGUUCGGCGUGGAAUUGUUGGAGGAGGGCCGGGGCCAGGGCUUCACAGAGGGCUCCUACCAGGGGCGGCAGCUGUUCCGCUGCGAGGACGAGUGUGGCGUGUUUGUGGCCCUGGACAAGCUGGAGCUGUGGGAGGACGAGGAAGAAGGCGAGCUGGAGGUGGACCACGUGACGUUAGUAGAAGAGGAGCAGGACUUCCCCCCUCUAGAGAUUAACUCCAGGGUGCUGGUACAGACCAGGGAGGGGCCCGAGAGGGGAACCAUCAUCUUCUGUGACCUGCUGCCUGGCAAUGAGAGCCUGGGAUACUACGUUGGAGUUGAUAUGGACAAUCCCAUCGGGGACUGGGAUGGUGUUUUCGAUGGGAAGCUCCUGUGUAAUUUUGCUAGCUUGGAGCACACUCGCCUCGUACCCAUCUGUGACGUAAUGCCAGAAUACGCCAUGCAGGACCAAAGGCUGCAAAAGCACAGUUUUGCCCCCAGAGGCAGCGGCAGUGACAAGUCUUCCUCUGGCCAAAGCAAACCAAAGAGCAAAGGCCUAGGUCAUCAGUGUGGGAGUAGAAGCAAGUCUGAGUUUUAUUAUACUUUAAAUGGCAGCUCUGUUGAUCCCCCAGCGCAGUCCAAAUCCAAAAGCACAUGGUACAUUGAUGAAGUCGGGGAGGACCCUGCCAAGUCUCUCACGGACACGCCCCCUGACUUUAACCAAGCCUCGCCCCCCAGGGCCCCGCCCUCCACCUCCUUGUCCAAUGACAACAAGUUCCACUCACUGCCCUUCAGCCUGAGCCGCAAGACGGGGCCCAAUGGUAGCAUGAGUCACGGGCCGCUCUCUCUCUCCGUCCAAUCGGUGAUGGGAGAGCAGCCAGAGCCCUCUCCUCCUCCCCCUUCGUCCCCGCGGCCUCCCAGCCCCCCACGUGGGGUGCCAGGGCUGGAGGUGGGCUCCCUGGUGGAGGUGAAGGAGAACCCUCCCCUGUGUGGGGUCAUCCGCUGGGUGGGCCUGCCCCCGGGUCUGCUGGAGCCUCUGGCUGGCCUGGAGCUGGAGGAAGAGUGUGUAGGCUGUACGGAUGGUACCUUCAAGGGAACACGCUACUUCAGCUGCCCACCCAAGAAGGCCCUGUUUGUGAAGCUCAAGUGCUGCCGGCCUGACUCCCGCUUUCCCUCCCUGCCCCAUUCCUCCAACCCCAUAGAACGCUGCAACUCCAUAGCGUUUGGCGGCUACCUGAGUGAAGUGGUGCAUGAGAACACGCCUCCACGCACUGAGAAUGAUGGUCUGGACGUCAUGGUGGGCAAGAAGAAAGGAAUCCAAGGCCACUACAACUCCUGCUACCUGGACUCAACCCUCUUCUGUCUGUUCUCCUUCAGCUCGGUCCUCGACACAGUCCUCCUGAGACCCAAGUCCAAGACUGAUGUGGAGUACUACAGAGAGACCCAGGAGCUACUACGCACAGAAAUAGUCAACCCCCUUCGCAUACACGGUUAUGUGUGUGCUACUAAAGUGAUGAAACUGAGGCGGAUCCUGGAGAAGGUGGAGGCUGCCUCAGGCUUCACCUCGGAGGAAAAAGACCCAGAGGAGUUUCUCAACAUCCUGUUCCACCACAUACUGAGGGUAGACCCCUUACUCAAGCUGAGGUCGGCAGGGCAGAAGGUCCAAGACUGCUACUUCUACCAGAUCUUCAUGGAUAAAAAGGACAAAGUGGGCGUUCCCACCAGCCAGCAGCUCAUAGAGUGGUCUUUCAUCAACAGUGACCUCAAGUUUGCUGAGGCGCCCUCCUGCCUCAUCAUCCAAAUGCCUCGCUUCGGCAAGGACUUCAAGAUGUUCAACAAGAUCUUCCCCUCUCUCGAGCUCGACAUCACAGACCUGUUGGAAGACACUCCCAGGGAGUGUCGGAUCUGCGGGGGCCUGGCGCUGUACGAGUGCAGGGAGUGCUACGAGGACGGAGACAUCACGGCGGGGAAGAUCAAACAGUUCUGUGAAAAGUGCAAUACUCAAGUCCACCUCCACCCCAGAAGGAAGGCCCACCGGCACGGCAAGCUGUCCGUGCCCAAGGAGCUGCAGGAGUGCGUGUGGCGCCAGGGCAGCUUCCCUCGCCAGAGGAUGGAGCUCUUCGCCGUGCUCUGCAUCGAGACCAGCCACUACGUGGCCUUCGUCAAGUACGGCGCCUCCGACUCCUCCUGGCUCUUCUUUGACAGCAUGGCCGACCGUGACGGAGGGCAGAACGGCUUCAACAUCCCCCAGGUGUCUCCGUGUCCAGAGGUGGGGGCCUACCUGAAGAUGACUCCAGAAGAGCUCCACGCUCUCGACCCCAAGAGCAUCCAGGGUCAGGCCAGACGCCUGCUGUGCGAUGCCUACAUGUGCAUGUACCAGAGCCCGACCAUGAGCUUGUACAAGUAGAGCUCUCCCAUCUCCCCACCCUCGGGGGGCCUGGGGGCAGGACACAGAUGCACACACGACACACUGGCUGGAGAGAAGAGUCCAGUUGCCCCCCCCCCCCUUCCCUCCCAGCCUUUCCUCAUGUCUCAGUCUGCACAAAAUGAAGAGACUGUGGAUAAGACGAGAGAGAAAAAAAGAAGAAGCCUAUUUGCACUGUGCAUUUGUUGGAAGUGUUGUGUGUUUUUUUUCUUCAUAUUUUCUUGCGUGGGGAACAAUAAGACUUAACAUUUCUCGCUGUCGUAGCCCUUUCUGUGCCUCAUAGUUGAGUGGCGACCGUCGGCAGAGCAACGGAAGGCCUGAUGAAUAUUUACUCCCAGUGGAGAGGGAAGGGGGGGGGGUUUUCUUGGCUGACCAAACAUGUGCAGUGAAAACAAGACGUGCUAAUAGGAGGACCGAGGCCACCUCGUUUACCUACCUGAGGGGGAGUCCUGCUUUUCUUAAUCAGUGUAAAAGAUGGGAGCUCUCCAUAACCAAACCCCAGUGUGGAAACAGUACCGUGCUCCGAACAUCCACCAACUGUGUACCAUUAUCCAGGCUCAACUCGGCCCUCUAUGUACCACGCUCCACUGUAUCAGUACCAUUAGCAACAACAGUACAGUUAAUCCACAGUACAGUACUUUAUGGUCAGUUAGAAUACUUUGAUCUGUGUGAUCUAGGUUGCGUAUGUUUACCCUGUCCAGCCUCUUCGGUGUCUGUACAAUGUAUAUUUUACAUAUGGAUAUAAAACAGUCGGUUGUUUCAGAGCACUGAAUAUCUUUGCAAGGGUUGAGGGGAGGUACUGUUAAGGCCUGUUACUAAAUUAACAGUGUGAUGUGAAAAUUUCAAUUGUAAAAGUCUUUGUGGGUAAAAAUGAACUAAAACUAAAUAAUUUUGUACGUUAAA
Molecule: messenger RNA, 4386 nt
Organism: Hypomesus transpacificus
Lineage: Eukaryota; Metazoa; Chordata; Actinopteri; Osmeriformes; Osmeridae
Gene: cyld
Product: cylindromatosis (turban tumor syndrome), a
Exons: 17
Coding region: 610-3465 (951 amino acids)
Biological process (GO): regulation of intrinsic apoptotic signaling pathway; positive regulation of extrinsic apoptotic signaling pathway; regulation of mitotic cell cycle
Cellular component (GO): cytosol
Molecular function (GO): cysteine-type deubiquitinase activity; K63-linked deubiquitinase activity
Source: RefSeq, a predicted model, not a curated record